CAUUGGUUUUAGCUUCAUUAAAGAUCCAGUGAGAGCUUCUGUCUACCAUGGCUGGUCUUCAAAGAUCUGCAGUGUCUUUUAGGAGGCAAGGUUCUUCGGGGAUUGUUUGGGACGACAAGUUUUUGUCGGAGUUAAGUCAAAUAAAACCAGAACAACAAGGAGGAGGAGAGACCAAGCCAGAAGAACAAGGACAGGUGCGAGACAACAGUAACAACCCAGAAAAAGUUGAUGUUAUUAAGGAAGUUAAGCCGACAAUUCCGCCCAUCAACACUACCGUCGAAAGAAGCCGAUCUAACGGUGGUGAAAGACGCGGUUACCGAACCGGUAAGGUGUCCCCUGCCAUUGACCCGCCUUCUCCAAAGGUUUCAACUUGUGGGUUUUGCAGUGCUUUCGGGAAACAAGCCACGAAUAAUCGUAGGAAAAAGCAUGGUAAGCGUAGAUCGAGAUAGGCGUUUUACUCUAUUAUUUUUUUUAAUUGUAUUUCCGGUAACCGGAGUUGGAGAUUCCGGCGAACUUGAUGGGUAGUUCUGGGUAUAUCGAUUUAUGUAUGCUUAGGUUGUUAUAGAGGGAUUUAAGCUUAAAUUGAAGUCCAUCUAUAUGAACAGAACAGAGAAGAUUGUUGGGUGUUUAAAGUUUUGAUUCCCCCCCCCCCCUCAUUUUAUUAAUGUUUUUUAUUUUGUUAAUUGGGUGGAUAUGUAAAUUGAAUUAAUCUGUAUAAAUGUUUUAUUUGGAUGUUUAUUGAGACAAA
Messenger RNA from Hibiscus syriacus, 748 nucleotides. RefSeq names its product MAPK kinase substrate protein At1g80180-like. Bases 48 to 449 code for a protein of 133 amino acids. NCBI's taxonomy places the organism in Eukaryota, Viridiplantae, Streptophyta, Magnoliopsida, Malvales, Malvaceae. The record is from RefSeq and is a predicted model, not a curated record. The transcript has a single exon.